Messenger RNA from Truncatella angustata, 1862 nucleotides. RefSeq lists its product as uncharacterized. The record is from RefSeq and is a predicted model, not a curated record. NCBI's taxonomy places the organism in Eukaryota, Fungi, Ascomycota, Sordariomycetes, Amphisphaeriales, Sporocadaceae. Gene Ontology annotation, cellular component: plasma membrane. The coding region runs from base 7 to 1602 and encodes 531 amino acids. The transcript has 4 exons. Gene Ontology annotation, biological process: iron ion transport; copper ion import; intracellular iron ion homeostasis. Gene Ontology annotation, molecular function: ferric-chelate reductase activity.
CCCACUAUGGACAUCAGUAUUUCCGUGUAUGUGAUCACACUUUAUGGAUGUCUAGCAACCGCAGGCUUGUGUGUUGUCCUGCAGUCUGCCUACCAUCGCUGGGUCAAGCCUAGGAUCACAUUUUCAAUUGCACUUGUUCAGAAUACCUUUAUUUUCAAAAGUUAUGUUUGGGUUCGAUUGACUUUCCUGCAAAUAUGCAUUAUCAUUCCCUAUCUCAUGGCCAACGGAAUCGCACUGGGCUUCAAGACCAGGGACUUGGUCACACUGGAGACGAGAAGUUCAACAAUCGCUUUAUUCAACCUCGUUCUGUUGUCUUUCUCUGGACAUGCUCAUCAGAUUGCAGAAAUGGCUGGUCUCUCUCUCGCAAUGUAUCGCUUCCUUCAUCGUUGGGUUGGUCGAGUGAUGAUUGUCGAGGCUCUUCUGCAUAUGGUCCUCAUUAUCAUUCACCGACAAGUGGUUGACGAUCUUUUCAAGUCAGGAUGUAUAGCUGCAGGUGGCCUCCUAGCCAUCUUGUUAUCAUCCCUAUGGUUUCCUCGCCAAUUGCGAAACCUUUUUGAUAAGUUGCAUUCCGCUUUUUAUGUGACCACAAUGACCGGGUUAUUGUGGCAUGUGGGAUUUCCGAAGUCUACUGUUGCAAGUAUAACUGUGGGUGUGUCUGGUGGCUUAUGGCUGAUCAUGCAUCUGCGCCAACUGAUAACGUUGGCUGUCUGUUAUUAUAGUGGUGGCUUGGCCAAGACCAUAGACACCGUAUGGAUGGACGAGGCUGUGACGCGAAUCCAGCUUACGGGCCAAGCCGUCCGCGUAUUUCCUGGUUGUUACUUUUAUGUUUAUUUUCGAGGCCCGCUGCCUUUGAGAAACUUCCUACACGGCUAUCGCAUGAUGCCUAUGCCCGAUGCUAAGGAGGCCAUAUCUGGAAAAGUAAGCACUAUGGAUUUCUUGAUCUCACAUACAGGUCAACAUGGCCGAUCUAUUAUGGGCGUACGAAAGGGACAGGAUCUCCUCCUAAUUGGCCCGUAUGGAAAAGACCUGCAGCUUCACCGCUUUGAGACAGUCAUCCUUACUGCGCGCGGUAUAGGCAUACUUGGAGUCUUGCCAUUUGCGUUACAGCUUGCUGGAAGAAAACAGCAAGAUAGCGUGGUACGUGACAAGGAGUCCCGUCUCCGUGACUCAGACGACGCUGUGUUUCGUGACGUUACUCGAAAGGUUGAUCUUAUCUGGUGGCUGGAUCACAAUGAACAAGAAAACUGGGUGGCAGAUCAGCUCAGGGAACUACAGGCGUCCGACCAGGAUAAUAAACUCCUCGUUGUUUGGUGUGUUUAUCCAGCUCCGCGAAGAGAGCCGCCACCGUUCAAACCUAAUGACCACUGGCAAAUGCUGUACAAUUUCGAUAAGAUAUCACUUUCACGGGAAAUCAGGCAAGAGGCUAGGUACCCUGGAAGAAUGAUAGUGUCAGCUUGUGGCGACCAGGACUUUGUAGACGGCGUCCGUAGCGCUACAAUGGACAACAUCUCGCCAGGCCGAGUAAUCACAUUCGAGCAGCUCGAUUACCGUCCUCGGCGGUCCGCCAAAACCUUCCCCUCUGAUUCGGUGGCACAAGUAUGACUCAGUUAGGGAGAGCCUACUGCGAAACGCGCUGGUGCGUACGGGAAGCGAAGGCGGAAGGAUUUUAGAUUGGCAUGUCCUAUAAUGUUGAAAUUGCAUUCGUUAUAGUUCUAGUGUGUGGAGUUGCGAAGUACAAAAGAUAUGGGCCCUUCUGGAGUACAAUGUACCGUCACAUGAUCUCGCUGGAGAGAUCUAUAUUAGUACAGACAUUCAUCGCUACCUGCCGAUUUGUAGGCACAUACAAGUAUUAUAUUACCCAG